This is a messenger RNA of Chironomus riparius, 1551 nucleotides long. The record is from the annotation of a GenBank genome assembly. Lineage: Eukaryota; Metazoa; Arthropoda; Insecta; Diptera; Chironomidae.
AUGAACAAACUCAUUUUCAUCAACUUCGUCAUCGUCUGCUCAUCAGCCGUUGCACAAAAUGGAAUGUUUAAAGGCUUCGUAGAUGAUACAAUUUAUGGCGCAAUUCAUGUCGUUCUUAAGAAUCAAUAUCCUCAUGAGCCAGAAAAGACAGACUGCAUGAUUGCAGACUUCAGACAAAAUAAGGUAGCCGACAAAUUUUACACGCCAGACUUACUUGUUGAUCAGGAUAAAUUAGCAAAGAAAAUCCAGCCAUUCAUUGAUGAAUCAAAUUAUAAUUGUACAUUUCAAUUCUUUCAAUCACCAUUAGACAUUCUUGCUGGAUAUUCUAGUCUGUUUACAUUGCUUAUUAGCUCUAUUAAUUAUUUAUACUUAAAUAUUUACACUUGCGUGAAUUUUAUGGAUCCACUUCGAAAUAUAAUCAUUGAUUUACACGACUUGAUACUUCAACACCUCAAUACUAAUGAAAUACUCGAGCAUUCGACUGUGUCAAGAUAUUGGUAUGAGAAAAUUGGAAAUUCGAGACAAUGUAUGAAGAAGAUACGGCUUGCGCUUAAAUUUUGGAGAAGUACAGCAAAAGAGCAACAAAUUGAAGAGAAAUUAAAGAUAUUAAAGAACAUUAGCCGAAGAUAUCAAAAUAUAUCCAUCGACUGUAGAUUUGAUAAAAGAGUUUCUACUGAGUUUUGGAACUUACUGUCUAUAUUAGCUGAUCAUAUUGUUCUGUUGAAGAUCAAAAGCAUAAAUGUCACAAUAGACGGUAGUAAUUCAUUAUUUAAAUUAAGGAAGCUUGAAGAACUGAAAAUUGUUUAUGUGCCUGUAAAUGUAAGAAAUGUCCUACUUAUUGCCUGUAAUCCAGUAAAGCUUAAAUUAAAGCUAGUCUCGCCACUAAAUUGGAACAAAACCAAUAAAACAGAUACUGAAUCUCUAGCAUGUAUAAGACAUUUCAUGACAACGAAUGAGAGAUUAAAGGAUGUAGAAAUCUAUGGAGCUGUUCAGUACCGAUUCUUCUUCGAUGAAGAUUUCUCAAAAUUAAUCAAGUUCCGCCUUAACUCUUUAAAAAUUAAAAAUGACUUGAGAUUAUCGCUGAUACCUGAAGAAUGUGAAAGAAAUUUAAUAGACUUCCUAGCAACACAGCAAGAAUCACUCGAAAAGAUCUUUAUAGACGUUUGUAGACCAGCUGUAAUCAGACAAGUCUUUAAUAAUAUGAAAAAUCUCACAUUAAUUCACAUAGAAACUGUGGUAAUGACUGACUUUAAAGUUCGAGAUUUGAAUUUAAAGCUUAAUGAGAAUGUGGUCGAUUUGCGGAUUCCAUACAUAACGAACAAUCAAGAUAUCAAGGAAAUACUACAAUAUACACCGAACUUGACGUCUCUGUUCGUUGCACAUUUAAGUAUUGAGACGAUGGAGUUUGUGGCUUGGAAUAUGAAGAAAUUAACAAUCUUAAAAUAUAGAUACGAUGAAAUCGAUUGUGAAACACUUUAUGAGAGACUAAAAGCCGCAAAUGUAGAUGUUAAUCAAAAUAUAGAAAUGGUUGUUGACUACGAAUACACAUAA